Molecule: messenger RNA, 229 nt
Organism: Gongylonema pulchrum
Lineage: Eukaryota; Metazoa; Nematoda; Chromadorea; Rhabditida; Gongylonematidae
Source: the annotation of a GenBank genome assembly
CACAUGCAAAUUUGGUCGCAUUCAUAACACAUGGAGGUAUGAAUAGUAUAACGGAGACAGCUCGAAAUGGUAAACCGGUGAUUGUGAUUCCAUUGUUUGGUGAUCAGUUGCGAAACGCAAAGAUGGCGGAGCGAGCCGGAUUCGGGGUCCGCCUGAGUCUAGACCGUGCUACAGUGGGAGGUACAUUGGUCAGUGCAAUUGCUGCUGUUCUCAAUGAUAAGAGGUAGUG